Aplysia californica (California sea hare) is the source of this 741-nucleotide messenger RNA. Its product is annotated as mammalian ependymin-related protein 1-like. The record is from RefSeq and is a predicted model, not a curated record. Gene Ontology annotation, biological process: cell-matrix adhesion. Gene Ontology annotation, cellular component: lysosome; extracellular region. The transcript has 4 exons. Lineage: Eukaryota; Metazoa; Mollusca; Gastropoda; Aplysiida; Aplysiidae. Gene Ontology annotation, molecular function: calcium ion binding. The coding region runs from base 13 to 678 and encodes 221 amino acids.
GGGAAGGAAAACAUGAAUACCAAUUUGUUCUUCCUGCUUUGUGUCUGUGUUGUGCCACAAGUGUUGGGCCAGCAGCCAGAGCCAUGUGAACCCCCACCACAGAUAUCCUUCCGGGUGUCGCAGUAUGAGCCUCCGUUCAGCCUGAUCGCCAAGUACACAGGCAUGUAUGACGUAGACCAGCAGCGGGUCAUGUUCCUGGAGGAAAGACUGAUGGGUGUUCCCGUGACGCAAUAUGUGCAGUUCAUUUUCCUGUACAAGGAAGGAGUGGUGUACGAGUUCAACCUGUCUAGUCUCAACUGCAGCAAAUCUCCCAGCGGCCCCUUCCACUCGUGGGGCGUACCACAGAACGCAACACUCAGGGAUACCUACACUCUAGGGGGGCCACGAGACGGCUUUGAGGCUGUGGAGUGGUCCAAUGUUCUCUACACUAAAGGAGAGACGUGGAUCGGCGUGUACACACGGCUGGACUGUUUCCCCGUGCUCACCACAGUGUUUGACACGUACUGGCGCAAUAGCUCCGUGACCACAUACGCCUACGACAUGACGGAAGGGCUCACAGACCCCGACAAGUUCGUCCCGCCCUACCCCUGUCAGAUUGGCCGGGUCACAGAAGCGUCGCUCAGCGAGAAGGGCCAGCGUCUGCUAAAUCUCUUCAAAGACAAGACACAGGGAAAAUAGUUUUAGUAGAGGUUUUACGGCGCUCCCAACUGCAUAAAGUCAUAAGAGCGCCAGAAGAUUAGA